GCGCUGCACGCCUCCCGCCGCCACCUCCGCCAAUUACCGAAUCAGCAGGCUGACUACCCUGUCUCCUUGUCACGUCUCUGCAGAUCAGUCCCUUCCUCCUCCGGUUAGCCCGGUGUGAAAAUUGCUGGAUAACGGAAGUCGGUCCAGCCAUGGCAACUCCCUCUGCUGCCUUUGAGGCCCUUAUGAAUGGAGUGACAAGCUGGGAUGUCCCUGAAGAUGCCAUCCCAUGUGAACUGCUUCUAAUUGGAGAGGCCUCCUUCCCAGUGAUGGUGAAUGACAUGGGCCAGGUCCUCAUCGCUGCCUCCUCCUAUGGCCGAGGCCGCCUGGUGGUGGUGUCCCAUGAGGACUACUUGGUAGAAGCCCAGCUCACUCCCUUUCUCCUCAAUGCAGUGGGUUGGCUCUGUUCUUCCCCAGGGGCUCCCAUUGGUGUACACCCAUCCCUGGCACCCCUGGCCAAAAUCCUUGAGGGUUCUGGGGUGGAGGCGAAGAUUGAGCCAGAAGUGAAAGACUCCCUGGGGGUUUACUGCAUUGAUGCCUACAAUGAAACCAUGACAGAAAAGUUGGUCAAGUUUAUGAAACGUGGAGGGGGUUUGCUCAUUGGAGGCCAGGCCUGGGACUGGGCCAACCAGGGCGAUGAUGAAAGGGUGCUUUUCACGUUCCCUGGCAACCUCGUGACCAGUGUGGCUGGCGUGUACUUCACCGACAACAAAGGGGACACAAGUUUCUUCAAAGUCUCCAAGAAGAUGCCCAAGAUUCCAGUCUUAGUUAGCUGUGAAGAUGACCUCUCCGAGGACAGAGAGGAGCUCCUGCACGGGAUUUCAGAGCUGGACAUCAGCAACUCGGAUUGCUUCCCCUCCCAGCUGCUAGUGCACGGGGCUCUAGCCUUUCCCCUGGGGUUAGAUUCCUACCACGGCUGUGUCAUAGCGGCAGCCCGCUAUGGCCGGGGCCGGGUGGUCGUGACCGGCCACAAGGUGUUAUUCACCGUGGGCAAACUCGGCCCCUUUCUGCUCAAUGCCGUGCGUUGGCUGGACGGGGGCCGCCGAGGCAAGAUCGUGGUGCAGACGGAACUGAGGACACUGAGCGGCCUGCUCGCGGUGGGGGGCAUAGACACCAGCAUUGAGCCCCAUCUGACCAGUGAUGCGAGUGUCUAUUGCUUUGAACCCGUGAGUGAUGUGGGGGUCAAAGAGCUGCAGGAGUUUGUAGCCGAGGGCGGGGGACUGUUUGUUGGCGCCCAAGCCUGGUGGUGGGCCUUCAAGAACCCUGGAGUGUCCCCUUUGGCUCGGUUCCCAGGAAACCUCCUCCUCAACCCCUUUGGCAUCAGCAUCACAAGCCAAAGCCUCAAUCCAGGGCCCUUCCGUACGCCUAAAGCAGGGAUAAGGACCUAUCACUUCCGCUCCACUCUGGCUGAGUUCCAAGUUAUAAUGGGCAGGAAGAGAGGGAACGUGGAAAAGGGCUGGUUGGCCAAGCUGGGGCCGGACGGUGCAGCUUUCCUCCAGAUCCCCGCCGAAGAGAUCCCUGCCUAUAUGUCUGUGCAUCGGCUCCUGAGGAAGCUGCUGAGUCGCUAUCGGCUCCCAGUUGCAACCCGAGAGAACCCCGUUAUCAAUGACUGCUGCAGGGGUGCUAUGCUUUCCCUGGCCACUGGCCUGGCCCACUCUGGAAGUGACCUCUCUCUGUUAGUGCCAGAAAUCGAAGACAUGUACAGCAGCCCCUAUCUGCGCCCCUCGGAGUCUCCUAUCACCGUUGAGGUCAACUGCAACAAUCCAGGCACCAGAUAUUGCUGGAUGAGCACUGGGCUCUACAUUCCUGGAAGGCAGAUUAUAGAGGUCUCACUGCCUGAAGCUGCUGCCUCUGCUGAUCUGAAGAUACAGAUCGGCUGCCACACGGAUGACCUGACCAGAGCCAGCAAGCUGUUCCGAGGCCCACUCGUGAUUAACCGGUGCUGCUUGGACAAGCCCACCAAGUCGAUCACCUGCCUCUGGGGUGGCCUGCUCUAUAUCAUCGUGCCUCAGAGCAGCAAACUGGGCUCUGUGCCCGUCACUGUUAAGGGGGCCGUGCAUGCCCCAUACUACAAGCUGGGGGAGACCUCCCAGGAGGAGUGGAAGAGGCGCAUCCAGGAGAAUCCAGGUCCCUGGGGAGAGCUGGCUACGGACAACAUCAUCCUGACAGUGCCAACUGCCAAUCUCCGCACGCUGGAGAACCCUGAGCCACUGCUUCGCCUCUGGGACGAGGUGAUGCAGGCUGUGGCACGGCUGGGGGCCGAGCCCUUCCCUCUGCGUCUGCCUCAAAGGAUCGUCGCUGACGUGCAGAUCUCAGUCGGCUGGAUGCAUGCUGGGUACCCCAUCAUGUGCCAUCUGGAAUCUGUGCAGGAGCUCAUCAAUGAGAAGCUCAUCAGAACCAAGGGGCUGUGGGGCCCCGUCCACGAGCUCGGCCGCAACCAGCAGCGGCAGGAGUGGGAGUUCCCCCCACACACCACCGAGGCUACCUGCAAUCUGUGGUGUGUUUACGUGCACGAAACGGUCUUGGGCAUCCCUCGAGGCCGUGCAAAUAUUGCUCUGUGGCCUCCAGUUCGGGAGAAGAGAGUCCGAAUCUACCUGGGCAAGGGUCCCAAUGUGAAAAACUGGAAUGCGUGGACUGCACUGGAAACAUAUCUACAGCUACAGGAGGCCUUUGGUUGGGAGCCAUUCAUCCGUCUCUUCACUGAGUAUAGGAACCAGACCAACUUGCCCACAGAUAAUGUUGACAAAAUGAAUCUGUGGGUGAAGAUGUUCUCCCACCAAGUGCAGAAGAAUCUGGCUCCGUUCUUUGAGGCCUGGGCCUGGCCUAUCCAGAAGGAAGUGGCUACCAGCCUGGCCUAUCUGCCUGAAUGGAAGGAAAAUAUUAUGAAAUUAUACCUCCUCACACAGAUGUAAGGAGUGCCCAGCGAGGUGGCAGGCCCCACUGAAAUUGAAGUCAAGAAAUGCAAGAGAGAAUUGACACAUCUCAGCAGAGAAAACUAAACAGAUUUGAUUAUAACUGAAGAAGAUCUCAACACAUUUCUGGAAGAGAGAAAGUGGAUGACGCAUGAGAAUGAAUGAAAGAGUGAAGGUAUCUUUCAGACAGAAUAGAAGCUGAUCUGAAUAACAUAAUUCCAAAGGAACAUGAGCACCUGAAAAGUCUACAAAGAGUUAUACCAGUUGUAAAAUUGAAUUCCAUCCUACUCUGCCUCAACCCUUGUGCAUAGAAUACAGGCAGUCUCUAAUCGGUAUCCACUACAAAUCUAUCGUUCUUGUUGUUGUUUGUACAGAAAUUGAAUAAACUGCCUGACGAGAGAUAGGAGUCGGUGCCCCAGAAUAACAUUUCUCUUUCUGUGGAAAUAAGUGACGCCCUAGCCUAGCGGCUAAUCCUCUGAAUGUUGAAACCCCUCCUCAAGUAACCCUACUGCUUCUAGUCCUAGAAGAGGCUUACUGGAGAAACAGAUCCAACCAUACACUGGCAGAGGACACCCACACCAACUCCUGUAAAAGUUAACAGUUAUAUUGAUUUCUUAAAUGAAAGCAGUCAGCUAGGAAUCCCCAGUCUUUGGGCAUCGGCGGGGGGGGGGGGGGCGGGGAGGAGGAGGAGCAUUUCAGAAAAAUAACCGGUUAGAAUUAGGAUGCUUGAAAAAUACAACAAACUCUAGAGGAAACAAAGUGAACAUGGAAAGAAUAACUUUAAAAUCUGCAUCUUCAGAGAGAUUUGAGGUGUAUUUGUAAGAUGAGUACAGAAUGCUACACAGAAAGGAAAAACUGAGAAUAAAAGAGCCCUUGAAAGUGAAAUAAAACUGCCCAAAAUAUUCAGUGGACAGGCUGGAAAAUAUAGCUGAGGGAAACUCCUUAGAUAUAGAACAAAAAGAAAUAGCAGAAAAAAAUAAAGAAAGGAAAAGAU
Messenger RNA from Zalophus californianus (California sea lion), 3903 nucleotides. RefSeq names its product TRPM8 channel associated factor 1 (gene TCAF1). Gene Ontology annotation, biological process: positive regulation of anion channel activity. The record is from RefSeq and is a predicted model, not a curated record. NCBI's taxonomy places the organism in Eukaryota, Metazoa, Chordata, Mammalia, Carnivora, Otariidae. The transcript is spliced from 9 exons. Bases 150 to 2909 code for a protein of 919 amino acids.